AUGAAACCGGGACGCUUAUGGCUGCAUCUCGCGCUGCUUGGGGCCUCCCUGCCCGCCGGGCUGGGAUGGAUGGAGCCAGGACCCAGCAGAGGCCUGCACACGGGUGUGCGUGAGCCACGGACGGAGGAGUCCAGAAGCUUUGAAGUCACAAGAAGAGAAGGACUUUCUGGCCACGAUGGGCUGCCAGCCUCCUGUGGGAAGAAGUUCUGCAGCCGCGGGAGCAGGUGCACGCUCAGCAGAGAGACAGGGGAGCCCGAAUGCCGGUGCCUGGAGGCAUGCAGGCCCAGCUACAUGCCUGUGUGUGGCUCCGAUGGGAGGUUUUAUGAGAAUCACUGUGAGCUCCACCGAGCCGCCUGCCUGCUGGAGAGGAAGAUCAUCAUUGUCCACAGCAAGGACUGUUUCCUUAAAGCUGACCUGUGUACCAUGGCCAACUACGCCCGCCUGAAGAAUGUCCUUAUGGCGCUCCAGACCCGCCGGCAGCCGCUCCCACAUGAGGACAGCAGACAAGACCCGGCCUCCCAGAAGCGCCUCCUGGUGGAAUCGCUGUUUACGGACUUGGAUGCAGACGGGGACGGCCACCUCAGCAGCUCUGAACUGGCGCAGCACGUGCUGAAGGAGCAGGAUCUGGAGGAGGACUUCCUGGGGUGCUCGCCCGGCGACCUCCUCCGAUUUGAUGACUCCAACAGUGACGGCUUCUUGACACUCCACGAGCUCUACACAGCCUUCCAGGUGGUUCAGCUCAGCCUCGCGCCCGAGGAGAGGGUCAGUGUGGCCACAGUGACCGUGGGGCUGAGCACCGUGCUGACCUGCGCUAUCCGCGGAGAGCUGCGGCCACCCAUCAUCUGGAAGCGCAAUGGGCUGGCCCUCAACUUCAUGGCCUUGGAAGACAUCAAUGACUUUGGAGAGGACAACUCCCUCUACAUCACCAAGGUGACCACCGUCCACAUGGGCAACUACACGUGCCACGCCUCCGGCCAUGAGGAGCUCUUCCAGACCCACGUCCUGCAGGUGAAUGUGCCACCAGUCAUCCGCGUGUAUCCAGAGACCCAGGCACAGGAGCCCGGCAUGGCAGCCAGUCUGAGAUGCCACGCAGAAGGCAUUCCUAUGCCCAGAAUCACUUGGCUGAAAAAUGGCAUGGAUGUCUCCACCCAGAUGUCAAAACAGCUUUCCCUAUUAGCCAAUGGGAGUGAACUCCACAUCGGCAAUGUUCGGUAUGAAGACACAGGGGCGUAUACCUGCAUCGCCAAAAACGAAGUGGGCGUGGAUGAGGAUAUCUCCUCACUUUUCAUCGAAGACUCUGCUAGAAAGACCCUUGCAAACAUUCUGUGGCGAGAGGAAGGCCUCAGUGUGGGGAACAUGUUCUACGUCUUCUCUGACGAUGGCAUUAUCAUCCUGCACCCUGUGGACUGUGAGAUCCAGAGGCACCUCAGACCCACGGAGAAGAUCUUCAUGAGCUACGAAGAAAUCUGUCCCCAAGGGGAAGGAAAUGCCACCCAGCCGUGCCAGUGGGCCUCGGCCGUGAACGUCCGGCACCAGUACAUCUACGUGGCCCAGCCAGCACUGAACAGAGUCCUCGUGGUCGACGUGCAAGCCCAGAAAGUUCUACAGUCCAUAGGUGUGGACCCUCUGCCAGCUAAGCUGUCCUAUGACAAGUCUCAUGACCAAGUGUGGGUCCUGAGCUGGGGGGAUGUGCACAAGUCCCAACCGAGCCUCCAGGUGAUCACAGAAGCCAGCACUGGCCAGGGCCAGCACCUUAUCCGCACGCCCUUUGCAGGAGUGGACGAUUUCUUCAUCCCCCCAACAAACCUCAUCAUCAACCAUAUCAGGUUUGGCUUCAUCUUCAACAAGUCUGACCCUGCCAUUCACAAAGUUGAUCUGGAAACACUGGUGCUGCUCAAGACCAUCAGCCUGCAGAGCCACGGCUGCGUGCCCCAGGCCAUGGCCCACACGCACCUGGGCGGCUACUUCUUCAUCCAGUGCCGAGAGGACAGCCCGGCGCCUGCCGCACCCCAGCUGCUGCUCGACAGCGUCACGGACUCCGUGGUCGGCCCCAACGGGGACGUGAGCGGCGCCCCACACCUGUCCCCCGACGGGCGCUUCGUCGUCAGCGCGGCCCCCAGCAGCCCCCAGCUGCACGUGCAGGAGAUCACGCUGCAGGGGCGGAUCCGGACCCUCUACAGCUUGACAAUCAGCGCGGGCGUCUCGGACGUGGCCUUCCAGCCCUCCUUCACCCAGGGCAACCAGUACCACGUGUUCGCUGCCGCGGAGACGGAGCCGGCCCUGCUCUUCCUGGAGCUGUCCACGGGCAAGGCGGGCGUGCUGGAGGACCUAAAGGAGCCGCCCGCGGCGCCAGCCUGGCCUUGGGGAGGGCCCCGCAGGAUCGUGAGGGACAGCGGGCUCUUCGGACGGUACCUGCUCACGCCAGCGCAGGAGUCGCUGUUUCUCGUCGACGGGAGGCAAAAGGCACUGCGCUGUGAGGUGGCGGGCGUCAGGCGGGGGACCACGGCCGUGUGGGUGGGCGAGGUAUGA
Molecule: messenger RNA, 2529 nt
Organism: Neomonachus schauinslandi (Hawaiian monk seal)
Lineage: Eukaryota; Metazoa; Chordata; Mammalia; Carnivora; Phocidae
Gene: FSTL4
Product: follistatin like 4
Exons: 15
Coding region: 1-2529 (842 amino acids)
Biological process (GO): multicellular organism development; cell differentiation; regulation of BMP signaling pathway
Molecular function (GO): protein binding; calcium ion binding
Source: RefSeq, a predicted model, not a curated record